This is a messenger RNA of Drosophila ficusphila, 2503 nucleotides long. RefSeq names its product nuclear pore complex protein Nup93-1 (gene Nup93-2). Gene Ontology annotation, biological process: poly(A)+ mRNA export from nucleus; protein import into nucleus. The record is from RefSeq and is a predicted model, not a curated record. NCBI's taxonomy places the organism in Eukaryota, Metazoa, Arthropoda, Insecta, Diptera, Drosophilidae. Gene Ontology annotation, cellular component: nuclear pore. The transcript has 4 exons. The coding region runs from base 90 to 2474 and encodes 794 amino acids. Gene Ontology annotation, molecular function: structural constituent of nuclear pore.
CCUAAUUAGGUUGUGGCGCAAAAAUGUGGGCACUCUGAUCCAUGUGUGCUUCGGUGGGUUUUUAGUGUAAGUUUAUUUAUUUGUAAAAAAUGGACCUAAACACGCUGCUGCAGCGAGCCCAAAACUUGACCAAUGAGACUAAGGCGGAGUGCGAGCUGCCUGCCGUGGAGCGCACGCUUCAGCAGGUCCUGCAGGCCACCACGGAGCUCCAUUCCCGCGUUACCCAAACCGGCGGCAAAGAAAUACAGGCGCAUAUACUGCUGGGAUCCAAGGGCGUUGAUCUGCCCAAACUUAACCAGAAGUUGGAGGCUUUGAGUGCGCGGAAAACCUUCGAGCCUCUGGACGUUAAAGCAGACACGGAUGUGCGAACGUUUCUGAAGAAUGAGCGCGAGAAUGCCAUCCUUUCAGUGAUCGAGGAUACGAACAAGAAUAUCAGUGAUUCGGUAACCAAGCAAAGGUGGGCCAGCAUUAACAACACCUGGAACGAUGAAAAGACCCGGUUGCUGGACGCUUUAAUAGCACCCUCGCAGAACUUUAUCGACCUGCAGCGGCUGCCCGAACCGACAAUCCUUAAUCCCAACUGCCAGCCUCGUUCCUGUCUCGAUGCCUUAGAACUUGUCUACGCACAGGAGCUCAGGCAGUAUAAUGAACUACUGCUUAAGGGGAGCCACCGACCCAAUCUCGUGCAAAAGUUCGCUCAGCUAUCCCAGAGCUUUGGCGAUUCUCGACUGACAGAUAUGUGGACUCUGCUGACUUGCGUCACUCAAAUAAGCGAACCUCUGAACACCGAUCCCCUCAAGAGCCGGCAGCAGCGGCCUGAGUUCGUUAACCACGCUAAAUCCUACUUAGAACGGCGUUACCGGGUGUUCAUGUGCUCUCAGGUGGGCGACUCCUUUGCCAUCAACAGCUAUCAGUUGGUCCUGGCGUAUGUAAGCCACCGAUUCAGUGCCCAGCAAGCCAUCGGUCUUGUGGACACCGUGGGUGAAAGACCCUUGUGGCCGUUGGUCUACUACGGACUGCGAUGUGGUUCGGUUGAGACGGCGGUGGAAUUCCUUCGCGAGGCGGGUCACGAGGAGUUUGCCCAGCUGGUGGCGGAUCGAAAUGCGGGUGAAACCAAUUCUCGAAUCGAAAACCAACUACGAUUGCAGUAUGCCAACAAGAUUCGCAACUCCACGGAUGCUUAUAAGAAAGCUGUUUACUGCAUUCUCUUGGCCUGCGAUGUAAACGAAGUCCACGGAGAGGUGGCCAAGACCAUUGAUGACUUCCUGUGGAUCCGCUUGGCUAUGCUAAAUCCCGGUGACGCCGCCAGUUAUGGGAAACUACAGUCACUGAUUCUGGAAAAGUACGGUGAGAAGUACUUUAAUGCCGGCCAGCAGCCGAUUUUAUAUUUUGAGACCUUGGCGCUCACGGGCCAGUUUGAGGCCGCCAUCGAGUUUCUGGCCCGCCGGGAUGACACUAGGGUGCAUGCCGUGCACAUGGCCAUAGCCCUGCAUGAAUUGGGUCUUUUGGGCGGAGCGCGCAGCGUAUCCCAGCCUCUGAUCUCGAUUGACAUAAUGGAUCCGCAGCCUCUAAGACGGCUUAAUUUAACCCGUUUGAUACGGCUUUAUGUGCAGCGAUUCGAGCGCACGGACACCUCUGAGGCAUUGCACUACUACUACACGUUGCGUUGUUUGAAGGAUCCCAAGGGCAGAAACAUGUUCAUGUCUUGUGUGUGCGAUGUGGUGGUGGAAAGUGGCGUCUUCGAUACCACAAUUUUCGACCUGAUUUUCGGCCAGCGGCAAACGAGUGACCACGACGAGGUUAACAGCGGACUUUUCCGCCAAUUUGAUUGUCCGGAGUUCGAUACACAUACUAUGGCCGCGCUGGUGGCCGAUGAACUGGCUUCCCUUGGAAACUUUGAGAUCUCAGCGCGACUUUACGAAAUGGCCGGCAAAUAUAACUUGGCCUUGAAGCACAUCUGUAUUUUGCUGGCUCAGGUGGUGCAGCUACCAACGCAGGGAGGAUCGUUAAGGGAGCGACUUGACCAGGAAGCCCAGAGAUUUAGCCAGCUGUUGGCCAGUGACAGCAUUGAGGUGGAGUCCAAAAUGAAGUGCAGCUUUGUGCUUCUUCAGGAUCUGCUUAUCUUCUUCAACUUCUAUCAUGAGGGAAAGCUGUGUGCUGCACUGGAGCAGCUGCGGCGCACCCAACUGAUGCCCAACACGACGAACGAUGUGGAUAUUUGUCUGGCCAACGUGAAACGACUGAGCGGAGAGGUAAUUAAGGUGCUGCCCGAUGUUAUUGUGGCCGCCAUGGACAUUGCCCAGCGACAGUACAAACAGUUGAAGGCGGGCAUGGGUGGCCCAUUGGAACAGAGCCAGAUGCAAGAGCUCAAACAACGAGCUAAAGCCCUGUCUAACAUGGCAGCAACAAUGCCAUAUCGCCUGCCCUAUGACACCAACAGGCGGCUGAUUCAAUUAGAAUUAGUUAUGCACUAGAAUAAAGGUACUUUAAGCUAUGAAGAGAA